AAAAAAAAAAGAAGAAAUAAAAGAAACAAAGGGGUGAUUGAUGGUCUUUUUUCCUUGGCACUCUGCCAAAUGAUAGGAAUGCUAAAUUGAGUUGUUGAGAUCAAAUGAGGGAGAGAAAAAUGCAAUCAUAUAGCAGUGAACAAGAUAAUGGAGAAAGUGUUGAAUCUAUGGAAACUGAGCAAGCAGAAACUGUUUCUGAUGAGAAGGCAAGUGAUAGGAGCCCAUCUUCCUCCUCCUCAAGCAAUGGUAACGGUGGGGGAAGAAGCCAAGCAGAAGUUCCUUCACCGUCAAAGAAGAAGCAAGUUUCAGAAACGGACACGUUGAAGGAGAGGUUUGCCAAGCUGCUCCUCGGCGAGGACAUGUCUGGUUGCGGCAAGGGUGUCUCUUCCGCGCAUGCCUUGUCCAACGCCCUCACCAAUCUCGCCGCUUCUGUAUUUGGAGAACAAUGGAAGCUAGAGCCAAUGUCGGAAGAGAGGAAGGCAAGGUGGAGAAGUGAAGUAGCAUGGCUUGUGUCUGUCACAGAUCACAUAGUCGAAUUCGUUGCUUCUGAGCAGAAAGGAAAAGAUGGAACUAACAUAGAGAUAAUGGUGACGCAGCAAAGGAAAGACCUCCUCACGAACAUCCCGGCACUGCGGAAGCUUGAUGCAAUGCUCCUUAACACGUUGGAUAACUUCAAGAGCGAGCAAGAAUAUUGGUAUGUCUCAAGAGACGCAGAGGAGUCUGAGAAAGGAGUUCAGAAAGGAGACAAGUGGUGGUUGCCUACGAUCAAGGUUCCCUCAAACGGCCUCUCAGAAGACUCGCGCCUCUUCAUGCAUGAGCAGAAGGAAGCGGUCAUUCAAGUGCUGAAAGCAUCCAUGGCCAUCAAUGCUAAGAUUUUAUCAGAUAUGAAUGUCCCUGAAAGCUACAUGGAAACUCUUCCAAAGAAUGGCAAAUCAUGCCUAGGUGAUGCAAUCUACAAAAGCAUAACUGAUGAGGUGUUUGAUACUCAACAGUUUCUCUCAACCUUAGACUUAUCAUCUGAAAAUAAAGUAGUUGAUAUCAAAAACAGAAUUGAGGCAUCUAUUGUCAUAUGGAAGAGGAAAAUGAAUCAAAAGGAAGCCAAGCCUUCAUGGGGUUUCAAUGUCAGUGCAGAGAAGAGAGAGAUGUUUGAGGAGAGAUUACGGACAAUCUUGCUCUUAUUGAAGCAUCAGUUUCCUGGUCUUCCACAAUCUUCACUUGACAUAACAAAAAUCCAGUACAACAAAGAUGUAGGGCUAGCGAUCCUCGAGAGCUAUUCGAGAGUGCUAGAGACCUCGGCUAACACAGUGAUGUCGCGUAUAGAUGACGUGCUAUAUGCUGAUUCUGCCGCAACGUCGCCAACAAAGAACAACGUCCCGAGCUUAGGAGACCAGCCAGCAGAGAAGAUGUGUUAUGCUGCAAACACACCAACUUCAAGUACACUUUUGGAUUUCAUUGGGUGGGGAGUUGAGCCUCCUGAGGCACAAGUGAAAUAGAAAAUUUUUGUUUUGAUGACAAUGGAAGUGUAUUUAGUAGUUCACCUUCAUUUGCAUGAAAGGUGAAGCAGAUGAUAACAGGAUGACGAUUACUUGAAAAAAUGGUUUUUAUGUACAC
Salvia hispanica is the source of this 1611-nucleotide messenger RNA. RefSeq names its product rop guanine nucleotide exchange factor 9-like. The record is from RefSeq and is a predicted model, not a curated record. NCBI's taxonomy places the organism in Eukaryota, Viridiplantae, Streptophyta, Magnoliopsida, Lamiales, Lamiaceae. Gene Ontology annotation, molecular function: guanyl-nucleotide exchange factor activity.